Molecule: messenger RNA, 6837 nt
Organism: Apis cerana (Asiatic honeybee)
Lineage: Eukaryota; Metazoa; Arthropoda; Insecta; Hymenoptera; Apidae
Gene: Ror
Product: tyrosine-protein kinase transmembrane receptor Ror
Biological process (GO): multicellular organism development; cell surface receptor protein tyrosine kinase signaling pathway; positive regulation of kinase activity
Cellular component (GO): signaling receptor complex; plasma membrane
Molecular function (GO): ATP binding; Wnt-protein binding; transmembrane receptor protein tyrosine kinase activity
Source: RefSeq, a predicted model, not a curated record
GAAAGUCAGUGUCGUGCGAUACGUUGAAGAGUAAGGGUGUUUUGUGUCGUUCCAUUGAUAUAUUCGUGAAUCUGUACUGUCAUAAGUGUUUAAAAAUAGUAAAUAUUUCAUAUCAGAUGUGAUAUGCGUGAAUAUUAUUAUAUAUUUUGUUACUCAAGCUUGAAAAUAUUCGUAGUCUAAUGAUUUAAAUAACAAUCGAAUCAUUUGGAAUUUUUCGUUAUACGUGUGACAAAAGUCUGUUCCUUUGUUUUUAUUCGGUUAAAUUCGAGUAAUCGUGUUUUGAAACUUGUAGAAAUAUAAGAAAACGAGUAUAAGAAAACAAGGGAAAGUCUACGACAUUAAUGAAAUUACAGCACAAAAUUUCUCGUCCAGAAUUUCAUUGAAACACGAACCGAAACGUUUCGCGCGUUCAGGAAAUUUAUUGGUCGAUUUUAAAAUGAUCAAUCUAAUUCACCGAUAGAUGUCGCUCGUGAAGUUUAAGUGAAACGGUUAUUUGAAAUUCAUGAAGAUUCGGGAGAAAUUUUCGAAUUUAUAUUUCGAUUGAGCAUGAGAUUUUAGAUUCCGCGUUAUUGUGUACUUAAACAAAAAUCAAAAUUAAUACUGAUCGAUUUCGUGGAACAGGUAAUCAUUAAUUUUGUGAAUUUGAGAGAAGGAAAAAGUGCGGGAAUGUAUCAUAAUUGACAUUCUUGAAUUGAAAUAUAUCGAUACAAUUAGAACUAGUUUCCAUUAGUGAACAAUGCGCACUGCGAAUAAAUAUUCGACUUGCAUUUCGCGUGUUUGUAAUUAACUGUGGUGUUGAAGUGUGUUCUCCUCUUUAAGGACAUGAUGGGACGCCAAAGCUGCGGUAAACUGUGCUUUCUGUUCGUCGUGCUACUUUUCACAGCUGCAUUAAAAGAUGGAAAUGGCGAUGUUGAAAAUCUGGAUCCAGAUGUACAAGACUAUACUACUGAUGAAGAUUAUAACGAUGUCUUUGAUGCAACAACUAACGGGACUGAAAUGGAGGCAGUGUCUGGGGCCAAAAGUGGCACCUUGAAAUUUAUACGGACUUUGACUAAUAUUUCGAAAGAUGCUGGCGGUGUAGCGCAUAUGCGAUGUGAGGUUGUUGGAGAUCCUCCGCCAACUAAAAUCAAAUGGUUCAAGAACGAAGCACCUCUCGAAGAGAAACGGCCAAAAAUUACAAUUAAGAAGAUACAUGCACAGGCGCAUGAACAUGCUGCGAAGAAUAUUGCUGGAAGUCGUUUAAAGAUCAUCAACUUAGAUGUCUCUGACGUAGGUUUCUACACUUGUCGCGUUACAAAUGGAAAAGAUCAGAUUCAGAGCGAAGGAACUCUUCGAGUCGAUUCCUCCAAAAACAGACAUGUUCCUAUUCAUUCCGAUCAUCCCAUUAGUCAAACAUCGGAUGAUAAAUUUUCCCCGGAUAUGAUUGGUGGUGGUGAUUUCAUUGAAGGCAUUGGGCCUGGAGAUGGAUUAGACCUCUCAGGGACUGGAAUGUCAACGCCACAUAUCUCGCACUUGUCAUCAACAAAUCCAUUUAGUAUAUUAUCACCAAGUCCACAACCAACUAGUUCUCAAACUAAUACUAUCGACAUUCAUACAAUCGGUGGCCUUAGAAAUGUCAAUAUGCAAUUAUCUCCUGGCAAAAAAGACAAUCAUGAAGGAAAAUGCGAAGUGUACAUAGGGAAAACAUGUGCACAAUUUUUAGGAAAUCAAUCUGUUUAUAUUCCAUAUCCAAUGACCCAAGAAUUACUUGAUGAUAAAUUGAUGAAAGCUUUUGGUGUUAUUAAAUACUCAAAUGAGGUUUCAUCAAAUUGUGAAGGUUAUGCAAAACCAUCAUUAUGUUUUUCUGCAUUUCCAAUAUGUCGUGAUCCUGAUAGUAUUCUUAAACUUAAAAAUUCUGAAGCUAGUGCAAGUUUAUUUCAUUUUUUAAAUUCGAAUCAAGGUGAUUUGUCAAGAGAUAUGGGUGAUGGAGAUGAUGCAGAUGAUAUUACAGGAGCUCAUGGUAUUCCUAAAAAACGUAGUCCCACAUUGGGUCCUAGUUCAGAAUUCAAUCCAUAUAAAGAUGGAAAAGCUUCCAAUAAAAAAAUAAUAAAUCAAAGCUAUGGUGAAACACAAUCAUCUAAUAGAAUGGAGAUCAAUCGUAAAUUACGAAGAAUCUGUCGACAAGAAUGUGAAAUGUUAGAGAAUGACUUGUGCAAAAAAGAGUAUGCAAUUGCUAAAAGACAUCCACUGAUUGGACAUCAAGUGCCUUUAAUUGAUUGUUCAGAUUUACCGAUGGAAGAUACUCCCGAGGCUCGUGAUUGUUUAACUCUUGGAAUCUCUUCAGGAAAUAAUGUACAGGAAAAUGACUAUUGUUACUGGGGAAGCGGAAAAUCUUAUCGUGGAAUCGUAAAAACAAGUAUUAGCGGAAGAUCAUGUAUGCAAUGGUCACAUGGUGAAUUUAAUCUUCAGAUUUCCGAUUAUCCCGAACUAGCUGGAAAGCAUUCGUAUUGUCGCAAUCCAGGUGAUAAGGAAUUACAACCAUGGUGUUAUGUUUAUGUCGAUAGUAAACCACAAAAGGAAUUUUGUAAUAUACCUAAAUGUGUUGAAAACUUAUGGAUCUAUGCAGUUGUUGGUUUUGUACUAACAGGAGGAUUUGUUACCAUAUUGGUCUGUUAUUGCUGCUGUUAUAGAAGCAAGAAAUCUAGAAGGCAAAUGAAUCAUUUGCCAACAAAUAAAAUGUUAACCAGUAUUCAAUGUGACAAAAAUAUAUAUGAUGGAAGGCGAAGCACAACCCAACCUAUGGAAAUGAGCUCUCUUUUAGCUGGUCCCGGUAAUACAACACCUGGAACAGGAACAUUAAGUAGUGGCAGUAGUCGAACAUCCAACAAUAGAGUACCACAAUUUACUACUAAUAAUGUUGUAUUAUUACAAGAACUUGGAGAAGGAGCUUUUGGAAAAGUAUAUAAGGGAGAAUUACAAACAGGCAAUAAAUGCGAACCUCCAAUUUACGUGGCAGUGAAAACAUUAAAAGAGAAUGCAAGUCCAAAAACACAGAGCGAUUUCAAACGGGAAGUCGAUUUGAUGACAGACUUAAGGCAUCCAAAUAUUAUUUGUCUAUUGGGCGUAAUAUUGAAAGGGGAACCAAUGUGCAUGUUGUUUGAGUAUAUGACCCAAGGGGAUUUACACGAAUUUCUCAUUUGCCAUUCACCAAGAUCAGAUGUUCCAUUGAACAAUGGAAACGGAAAAAUUCUGGAACAACCGGAAUUUCUGCACAUCGCAUUACAAAUAGCAUCUGGUAUGGAAUAUUUAGCCAGUCAUCAUUACGUUCACCGAGACUUAGCCGCGAGGAAUUGCCUAGUUGGGGAUAAUUUAACAGUAAAAAUCUCCGAUUUUGGUUUAUCUCGUGAUAUAUACAGCAGUGAUUACUAUAGAGUUCAAUCUAAGAGUCUAUUACCCGUUCGAUGGAUGCCGCCAGAGUCAAUUCUUUACGGCAAAUUUACAACAGAAUCCGAUGUAUGGAGUUUCGGAGUCGUAUUGUGGGAAAUUUAUAGUUACGGUUUACAACCAUAUUAUGGAUACAAUAAUCAAGAAGUAAUAGACAUGAUUCGAUCACGGCAAUUAUUACCCUGCCCCGAAGAUUGUCCAACCAUGAUUUAUAGUCUAAUGAUAGAGUGCUGGCACGAGGUGGCUAAUCGUAGACCGCAGUUCCCAGAGAUUCAUCAUCGUCUACACAACUGGUACAUAAACCAAACUUACCUGAGCGAUUUCUGUAAUGAAUCUAUCACCAGUUAUUCCGGAAGCAGUCACAAAAGCACAAAUAAAACGAAUUCUACACAGUUAUCAGCGCCAAUAUAUAAGUGCGAUCCGAAGGAUAUGAAUUUCAAAGCGAACACGGAUCAACAACCUUCGUUCUGUAACCUGAACGAUCACAGCAAUGGUAUCAAGAUGUUGCCAUCAAGCUUCCAGAACACGAAUCCCAUUGAGCAAAGGCCAAACUGUGGCUUCAAUGAACACGGUACGCCGAUGAAAACCUCUGUUUAUUCGAAUCAAACAACAAACAUCAAUUUAAAUGAUUUCGAUGAGAAACAGUGUUGCUCGCCAAAAUUAAGCGGAGCGAAGAAAGUAUUGCCUCCGGCACCUCAACCGAUGAGCAAAAUAAAUACGCCUAAUGGAACUAGACCAAUACAAAACGGAGCACAAUUAGUCGUCAGGUUACCAGACCCUAGUAAGGUCACUACAGAGACCAGGGUAUCGAAGUGAAUAUAAUUAAAGAUUGUUUCACUUGGACGAUUUUUGUAUGAAUUUCAUUAUAUAUAUAUAUAUAUAUUAUAUACCUUUACAUUCGUUUCAUAAGAAAAGAAUUCGAUCUCGAAGCUUUUGGAUAACGUUUGUUAAGCAGGAUAGGUAAACAGACUUCUCACCAAUACCUAAUCACUGCCAUGUUUUCGUAUUUAUUUAUUUCUUUCGAUCGAAAUAUAAAUAUUUUAUACUGUCGAUAAACACGUUAAAAUUCACUGUAUAAUCUUAACGAGUUUUUUUAUACAUAUAAUAUAACGGAAUAUACAUAAGUAUAAAUACGAAAUAUAUAUAUAUAGUAUAUAUAUAUAGUAUAGAAUGUAGGCUCAACUCGUUUAAUGUCGUUUUCCCUUGUAUUAUUUUAUAAUUAUUUCUCCUUGUGUUUUAUGGUAUUUUGAAAGUAUUAAAAAAAAUUUGCAUUAAUAUGUAUUUAAAUAUAUUAACCAUAUUAAAAUCGAUACACUUAUAUAUUGAUUUUAUAUAUAAGUAUAUGAAAAUUUUAAUGUUUCGUUAUAUUACAGUCAUAUUACAGUUAUAUUACAAUAUUAAGUGAUACUAUUGAUACAAUAUGAAUUUUAUAUAUUAAGUAGCUUCUAUAAGAUUUUUAUACUACUAGUUUUAUUUAUAUUUUUGCAUACGCGAAAUCAUGAAUUUUUGACUGAUCUAUUGUUACUAGAUUGUAAUAUAAAUAUAAUAUCAUGUGUCUGCCAUGAAAUAUACCGUCUAAUAAGAUUUCGAAAACCAAUUUUUAAAAAUGGUACAAUAAUCAAUUGUCGGCUGUACGUUGUAGCAGUAGAUUAUUUGAAAACACAAUCUUAUUGUGCAUUUAAUAAAGUUUUAAAAGGAACGUUUUAUCUGUGAAAAUUCGUCAACUAUCAAUGAUGAUUCAUUUUAAAAACAGAAAGCAAUUCUAAUCAUAUCUAAACGUGAAUAAAAAUUAUACUGCUCAACCGAACAUUUCUGCGCGUCUUUAAAUAAAAUUUUUAUUAAUUGAUUAAAAAACAAUUUGUUUAAUACUGAUGAAAAAAUUUUUUAUAUUAUUUAUAUAAUUUUAUAAAAUUCUAUACUUUUGCAUGUGAGGGAGGAGGGAAUACGAACUAUUACAGAUUGCAUACUUUUCAACUAUUGUUGAAAUUUAUAGAAUUAAUUUUCAUACUUUUUUUAAGUUUAUAAAAUCAAAGAAAAAUAGAUCUAAGAUCUAUUGAUAGCAAAGAUAAUGUAGGAAGGCUCAACGAUUUUCGAUUAUUCGAAGAAGUUGUCGACAUUGUGUGUAAAUUAUACAGAAUUAUAUUAUUCAUGUAUAGAGCGUAGAAUUUAUGAUAUAAAAAGCAGGCGUUAUAACUGUAUUCAUAAAUAGUUCGAAACUAGUCUCUAGCAAAAUUUGAAUGAAAAUAAAAAGGAUUAAAAUUAUAAAUAAUAAUAAAACGUAAAUAAAAAUUAACGUCUGCUUCGUUGCGAUAGCGUGAAUUUAUAGAAUCGAAUUAAACAAGCGAAUUAUAAGUAAUUAACAGAAACCUAGAGUGAGAAUAUUUAAACGAGAUUGUAUUAUACUUUUUAUAAUUUUUGUAUUAAGAAAGAGAGUCAUAGAGAGACAUUUCGUCAGCCGAGAGGAAACUGUCAAGUAUUUAGAAUCAAUUUAAACGAGAUUAGAGUAACGAUUUAAUAUAUUAUGUUAAAACGGAACUUUUAUUUGAAGAUAAUGAGCUUAUGAAUCGGUAUUUGUAUUAUUAUUAAUUAUAUAAUCUUAGUAACCGCAUCGAAGGCUCAUUAUCUAUUAGACUUAAGUUAAUUUAUGUCAACUAUUUUGACGAAGGAUCAUAAAUAUAAGAUUAAAAUAUAUAUAUAUAUAUAUUUACACACGCAAUCAAAUGUGACAUAUAUAUAUGAUCCAUGUUUUUUGUAUAAAAGCAAAUAUUAUUUCAUUUUUUUUUCCUUAUGUCACACGUCGAUACGAAUCUAUUUUCGAUCUGCAGUAAUAUGUUCCCUAAAUAAAUGUUAAAACAUGUAAAUAUGUUUAGUAAUUUGGUAAUUUUUCUUCCUGUAAUAAUUUUUUUUUAAACUUCUUUGAAUAUUCAAUAUUGAAAAAAAAAAAUAAGAAACAUAUGAAAACGAACUGCAAUAUUUUACAUUUUUACUUUAAAUUGGUAUUUUCAUUUAUUAUCUCCUAUUAAGAUUUAUUAAUUUCUAUAAAUAAAAUACUAUAAUUUAUGUUUUGGAUUUUAUAAAAAUAUAUUAUAAAAAAAUAUUUGAUUCGUCAAUUACAUUAAAAAUAAACUCGACAAAAUAUGAUUUUAAAUUAGUAAUAUUUAUAUUUAUAAGAAUAUAAAUAUUCAUAUUUUUUGACUUGAAUGACAAGUAUCAAUAUUAAGAAAUUUUCAUAUUAUAAUUUAAUGGAAAAUUUAAAAAUAUAAAAAACGGAAUAUGUUUGUAGUAUGCGCUAAAAAUAAAGAAAACAAAAAAUACUAAGAGGACAGAAACACUGGGAGAAUAAAAAUUGAGUAUUUAACGCCAAGAUUGUAUUAAUAAUGAUCUCUUUGAUAAUAAAUUAAUUUUAACUGAUAA